Molecule: messenger RNA, 3414 nt
Organism: Iphiclides podalirius (scarce swallowtail)
Lineage: Eukaryota; Metazoa; Arthropoda; Insecta; Lepidoptera; Papilionidae
Source: the annotation of a GenBank genome assembly
AUGAUUCGCGUAGAAAUCGGCCUGUAUACUAUAGAGGGAAACUUAAAAGAAAAGACAGAAUGCGCCCCGACAAAUGGGUAUUAUUUUCUGCCGAUUUACGAACGCGGGGAGUACAUCAUAAAAGUCCAUCCUCCUGCUGGAUGGAGUUUUGAGCCUUCGCAAGUGGAAUUGCUAGUUGACGGUGAAUCGGACCAGUGUUCUAAUGGUCAAGAUAUAAACUUUUCUUUUAAUGGCUUCGGUAUUACGGGACGUGUUAUUACUGCUGUCAAUGGCGAUUUUCAUUUCACUCCUGUUAUUCCUGGAAAAUAUACACUGAAAGCAUCACAUCCAAAAUGGAAACUGGAACCAUCACAAGCAGUAGUCCAGUGUCUGGGGUCUAUAACAUCAUUUGGGAGCACAAUAAGUGGAAUAUAUGUGGUCCUGUACUCAAAAGAGGAAAAACCUAAAUUCCGCGUUGAAGGGUGCAAUACGGCCUUGUUGCAAGGUGUACCAGACUCUCCAAUAUGCCAUUUGAUUACGGAUGCAGCCGGGGAAUUUAAAUUUGGCCUGGUACCAGCUGGAGAAUACAAGCUGCUGGCAUUAUCAAAGACACCAGGAAAGCCUGACAUCAGCUACAAUAUUAAGCCUGACAGUGUACCAUUUAGUGUGCGACAUGACAAUAUUUAUAUAAAAAAUGCUUUUGAAGUGACUGGUUUCAAUAUUGUGGGUUCAGUUUUGAAUGCACCUGGUGGCGAUGGCUUAGCAGGUGUCCGUGUUUUGUCAGACGGGACACCAAUUGGUACGACCGAUGCUACGGGCAAGUUCACUUUACCUGCAUUGCUUCCAGGAGUCUACACACUUAGCUUUCAACACGAGAAGUGCGAAAUAGAGGAUGUCGCGUUGGCGGUAGGGGCUGCGGGCGUGAGCGCCGGAGCAGCGAGGGCUGUGGCCGCCCGCUGGCGCGUGUGCGGCGCGGUGAGCCCGCCCGAGGCGAAGCCCCGUCGCGUGCUGAUCGCGGCCGGGGACUCCGCCCCCCUCCACGUCACGUCCGGCGACGACGGCACCUGGUGUACCUUCCUAGCUCCGGGUACCUACACUGCUAAGGUUGAAGUUUCUGAACAAGAGCUGCGAGAUGGACUACAGUGGUACCCCACAACGCAGACGGUGGCGGUGGCGGCGGGCGGCGCGGCCGAGGUGCGCUUCUCGCAGGUGCGCGCGCGAGUGCACGGGCGCGUGGCGGCCGGCGCGCCCCACGCCCACGCCCACGCCCACGCCCAAUCCCACGCCCACGGCCUGCGCGUGCGGCUGCGAGCGCUCGCGCCCGACGGCGGCUACGCGCCGCGUGCCACGCCCGACCUCGUCGCGCUCACCGACGCCAAGGGCGAAUACGAGUUCACGGACGUGGUGCCGGGCAGCGUGGAGGUGUCCGUCGAGGAGGGGCGGCUGUGCUGGGCGGAGGCGAGCCACAACGUGGCCGUGGCGGCGGACACCGCCCGCGUGCCCGACUUCCGGCAGACCGGCUUCGCGGUCUUCGUGGAGACCGACCACGACCUCGAGGUGGCGUACGAGUCGCGCGGCGGCCGCGGCGAGCUGCGGGCGCGCGCCGGCCGCAGCCGCCACUGCCUGCCCUCGCCGGAGCGCUACACGCUGACGCCGCGCGGCUGCCACCGCUACCGCCCGCCCACGGCGCUGGUGGACCUCACCGCCGCCGCCACCGCCGACACCGUGCCGUCGGUGCAGUUCGAGAUAGUAGCCCAAGCCGCUCUGAUCCGGGUGACCUCGCCGGACCCCGUGACGGAUCUGAUGUUGCACGUAGAAACGGACUUCGAGGGCAGUAUGGACAUUGGACCUCUAACGCCUGUAGCGGACCCCAAGGAGGGCUAUGUGUUUGAGCACACCUUAUUUUUGGCUGAAGGCGAGACGGCGCUGGUGUCGGCGUCGUCGGCGACGCUGGUGCUGGGCGGGGGCGGGGGCGGGGGCGGUGGGGGCGUCGGGGGCGGGGGGCGGGUGCGGGGCGGCCACUGCGGCGCCCCCGCGGCCACGCUGCGCGCCGCCAGGGGGCUCGUGCUCGCCGGCAGGCUGCUGCCGCCCGUGGCCGGGGCCCUCGUCACGCUGCACUGCGACGACUGCGACCUCCAGCUGACCCAAGUGACGGAGGCGAACGGCGAGUACAAAUUCGGGCCUCUGGACGCGUCGAAGCACUACACGAUCGCCGCCGAGAAGGAUUCGUACGUGUUCGAGGCGCCGGACGUGGAGGGCAACAUCGCCGCGCACAAGCUGGCCGAGAUCGCCGUCCAGCUGGUGGACGAAUCCGACGGCUCCCCCCUGGAGGGCGCGCCGGUGUCGGUGAGCGGCGGCGAGUACCGGCGCACGGCGGCGUCGGCCGCGGACGGGCGGCUGCGCUUCGGCUCGCUGCCGCCCGCGCUCUACUACGUGCGGCCGCACCUCAAGGAGUACCGGCUGCGGCCGCCGCACGCCACGCUGCGGCUCGACGACGGCGCCGCGCACGACCUCCUCUUCAGCAUCGCACAACUCGGCCUUGCAGGGGCGUGCGCGUGGCGUGGUCGGCGUCGGGGCGCGUGGUGUCGCUGGGGGGCGCCGGCGUGGGCGGCGUGGCGCUGCGGGCGCGCCCCCUGCCCCCCACCGCCCCCUCCCGCCACCUCCGCCCCCUCCGCCCCCUCCGCCCCCUGCACGCCGCAGGACGCCACCGCGGCGCCGGAUGCCACCUUCAGGAUAAGAGGCCUUAUUCCAAAGUGUUUAUACAAGAUUGAGUUGAAGGAAUCCUCUGUACCCGAAUUGAGUGGGUUGAAAAUCGUGAAGGCGCCAUCUGUUAUAGAGAUGGGCGAGAGCGACGUGGAGGGGCUGCGGCUGGUGGUGGUACGAGCGCCUCUGCUGACGGACGGCGCCGUGCUGGUGCGCGCCGCCGAGCACUCGCAGCUGCGCACGCUGCGCCUCUCGCUGCGCCCGCUGGGGGGCGAGGGGGGCGAGGGCGGCGAGGGGGGCGAGGGGGGCGAGGGCGGCGAGGGCGGCGAGGGGCGGGGGGCGCGCACGCCCCUCGCGCUGCCGCCGCCGCCCCCCGCGCCCGCGCCCCCCGCGCUGCUCGUGCCGCUGCCCCGGCUGCCCGCCGACAACGCCAGCUACGAGCUACGCCUCGAGUCCACCCUCUCGAGGGCUACGCACGCCUACGAGGAGGAGACGGUACAAUUCGUAGCCGACGGCCGGUACAAGGCGCUGGAGAUCGAGUUUAUGCCUAAGGUGCGCUCCUCGGAGCAGGAGCUGGGCGCCAGCUCGGCGCUGCUGCUGCCGUGCGCCUGCCUGGUGCUGCUGGCCGUGGGGCAGCGCGCCCGCCUGCGCCUGGCGCUGGCCCAGGGCUCCGCCCGCCUGGUCGCGGCCGCCACAGGCGCCGCUAGAAGGAGCGCCCGCAAGAAGGCCCAG